Molecule: messenger RNA, 4440 nt
Organism: Prinia subflava (tawny-flanked prinia)
Lineage: Eukaryota; Metazoa; Chordata; Aves; Passeriformes; Cisticolidae
Gene: HOXD3
Product: homeobox D3
Exons: 4
Coding region: 1965-3212 (415 amino acids)
Biological process (GO): embryonic skeletal system morphogenesis; anterior/posterior pattern specification; regulation of transcription by RNA polymerase II
Cellular component (GO): nucleus
Molecular function (GO): RNA polymerase II cis-regulatory region sequence-specific DNA binding; DNA-binding transcription factor activity, RNA polymerase II-specific
Source: RefSeq, a predicted model, not a curated record
UGUUCAUAGUGGCUGCAAAUGUAUGGAGUGGUCUCUACCUACUUGAACGUUGUGAGCUGUAUCUUCUUUUUAUUAUGUUCUUUAAAUAAAAAAAGUGAACUCAUUUCCAAAAUCUAGGGGAAUACGUUUAACCCUAUCCUUUCCCCAGUUUUCGGUGCUUUCAGGAAGGGAAUUACAAAUAAGCAAACAACCGAGGGAGAGAACUUUGCUCAGUGCUCCCAUUGCCAAAGUGAGAUUGAGCAUCACGUUAAUGCGUUGCCGUGGUUAGCCGGGCAGGGGGUAGCCGUGUUGAUUUGGAAAGGGCGAUUUAAAAUAGGCUCAUCGGUAAUGUAGCCCCUACAUAGGAUCUCUCAGAUGUUCGUGCCAAGUGUUUUCCCGAACCUUUUUCCCCGGCAGUGCAUUCGUGCUCCUCAGUGGCUGUUGUUUUCCUUCCGCAGUUGUUUUAGUACUGCUGUUACCGGUACGCUCAUGCCUUCGAGUUACACAUGGUGUUUGAAGCACGGCUUGAUAUUUAUCUACCGAGAAGUUUCUUGCCCUGCAUUUGUGUGGUUUGAUCAAUAAGGCAGUGGGAAGAUGCCUGGGGGCACCGGUGCCUCUCUGGGCGGACUGGGGGUCUGGAAGAGACCACACAGCCUCCCCGCAAACACUUACAGCUCAGCUCCGCUCGGGCUGCUGCAGCUAGCCCGACUCUCCCAGGAGCGCCUGUUUCUACUGACUGCUGGCUUGCCUGGAGCCCGGCUGAGCUCUCGGUUAUGUCUCUUGUAAAGCCCCUGCGUAAAGCCCAGCGUUGUGCUGUCGAGCAAGAGCGUGGGUAAGGUUGGAACGAUCCUGCCCUCCCCGAGUCACCCGGGCGAGUCCUCGGCGGGGGUCGGAGUGCCCUGAAGGAAAUAGAGUGGGAGGCCAGGGGAGAAGGAGAAAGUUAGGGUGUUUGUUUAUUUAUUUAUUAUUUUCUGUUGCGUGUUGCUCUGCUCGAUCAGAAGUUAAAAGCACUGAACAUUUUUCUUAGCUGUAUGCCUCCAAGCUGCUGGCCUGCCAAGUUAGUCAGCUGAAUCCAAUUACUGCAAGCAGCAUUUCAUUUGGCUCGAUGGAAGCACUCACUUAUAACUUCACCUAAAAUUUCAAUAAUACCUAUAUUGGUCCCACGCCUGAAUAAUUCUAAAGAUUUCCCUGGGUUCAGCUCUGGCAACCUCUUCUCCGAGCGCUGGGAGACGAGCACAACCCCAGCGUGCCCAGACUCCUCUCUCCGCAGUACAAACUUUGGGGGUUAUUCCUGUGGCCGUGGAAGUCUUGGUAUUUGGCCAAGCUUUGGCUAAAUAAAGCAUGUCUAGAGCUAGAAGGCUAUCGUUUGUGAGGCUGAGAAGCUGCUUCGGAAAGGGAUGAGAAGUCGAUAAUUAAUUAGGCACAAAAUGAAAACUUACCGUGUUAAUCAACAGCGGCUAACAAUGACUCGGUUUGCAAUAUUAUGAUCUCUCCGCUCAGGGGCUAAGGUGCAACCCACUUUAGGUUGCCUUCAUACACCGUGUAAAGUGCUAUUUCUAAUGAAUUCUCUUUUAAAAAAUAAAGCACUUAAAGUUGACAUACGCCCACGUGAAUACAUUAUAUAAGACGUUACCGGGACAGGCCUGGGCCAGGAACCUGGGCGAGCAUCAUGUGUAAUCAUGAAGCUCCACUUCCCUAACUCCAGUUUGCCAGCAUAAAUUAAGGUGAUUUGGAAGGGGAAUGUAGCAUCCUACCGAGUUUGGUUAGGGAGAGAGAAGACUUGGUGGAAAGUUGUAAGGUCUGUUGUGUUGUGAGCUAUCGGAGGCGCUUCCGUUGGUUGUUCAUUAAGUGGUCCGUGCCCACGGAUUAUCCAAAGGAACCUGAAGAUCCUACUCACACAGUUAAAGUCAAAAAUCAAGAAAAAACGUAAGUUUGGUGGCUGCGAGUGGCCCGGGCCGAGGACGUGAGGCGCGGGGCGGCGGUCAAUGUUAUUUGAGCGGGGGCCGCGGGCCUCGGCGAUCGCAGAGCAGAGGAUGCAGAAAGCCGCCUACUACGACAACGCGGGGCUCUUCGGGGGCUACACCUACAGCAAGGCCGACGCCUACCCCUACGGCGCGGCCCACCAGCCCUACGGCCAGGCCGGCCUGGACGGCGAGUACCCCGGCUCCGCCUGCUCCGUCCAGGGCUCGGCGCCCGGCCGCGCUCCGGCCCACAAGGGCAGCGAGCUGAGCGGGAGCUGCAUGCGGCCGGGCGGGGGCGGCCCCGGGGGCAGUCAGCCCCCCGGGAUCGGCGAGCAUCAGCCCCCGGCCCUGCCGCCCUCCUCCCCGCCCAACCCCCCUCCCAGUGUGCCCCCUCCGAAAAAAGCCAAGGGGGGCCCCAACUCCUCGGGCUCGGCCAGCGCCACCCUCAGCAAGCAGAUAUUUCCUUGGAUGAAGGAGUCCCGGCAGAACUCCAAGCAGAAAAGCACCUGCGCCCCCCCAGGAGAGAGCUGCGAGGACAAGAGCCCCCCCGGGCCGGCCUCCAAGAGGGUGCGCACAGCCUACACCAGCGCGCAGCUGGUGGAGCUGGAGAAGGAGUUCCACUUCAACCGCUACCUGUGCCGGCCGCGCCGCGUGGAGAUGGCCAACCUACUCAACCUGACCGAGCGGCAGAUCAAGAUCUGGUUCCAGAACCGCCGGAUGAAGUACAAAAAGGACCAAAAAGCCAAAGGCAUCAUGCACUCCCCAGUCGGACAGUCCCCGGACCGCAGCCCCCCUCUAAGCGGCCCAAACCACGUCGGCUACUCCAGCCAGCUCCCCGGCGUCAACAGCCUCAGCUACGACGCGCCCUCGCCCACCUCCUUCGCCAAGUCCCAGCAGAGCAUGUACGGGCUGGCCGCCUACACGGCGCCGCUGAGCAGCUGCCUGCCGCAGCAGAAGCGCUACGCGGGCGCGGAGUACGACCCCCACCCCAUGCAGAGCGGCGGCGGCGGCUUCGCCAACCCCAGCCUGCAGGGCAGCCCCGUCUACGUGGGGGGCAACUUCGUGGACUCGAUGCCGGCCUCAGGCCCCAUGUUCAACCUGGGGCACCUGCAGCACCCCUCCUCCGCCAGCGUGGACUACAGCUGCGCCGCCCAGAUCCCCGGCGGCCACCACCACGGACCUUGCGACCCCCACCCUACCUACACGGACCUUUCCUCUCACCACACCUCUCAGGGACGGAUGCAGGAGGCGCCCAAGCUCACGCAUCUGUAGCGGGGCGGCGGCCAGCGGGCCCCGCUCCCCUCUCCAUUACCUCACUUUUCUGACGGGACAGUGUUACUGUGCUCUCUAGUGCCAACAGUAUCAGUGGAUUUGUCUCCCUUAGCAGCUCCCUUCUUUCUUCCGCAGCCCCGAGUAGGUCCGUGAGCAGGAGCCUUUCUCUUAGAGCUGUUUUAAGCAUGACAGUGCAAUAUACUGCCAACCGAGGGACUGAUAAGCUGGUAAUGAUGUACUUGAAGGUAAGUCUUAGAGAUGCUGUAGUGUUAGCAGCGCGUCAUGCUGAGGUGUUUUUAGACCAGUCGUGAGCCGUCGGAACUCGCCCGCGCGUAAGCUUAUUUCAGAGAAGUUAAUUUAUGAGUUCUUCCGUAACGUAAGGAUCGCAUUGGACUAAAUGAUAUGUAUUUAUUAUUUUAAGCGAGACAUUUUUUGUAUCACUGAUUAUUUAUCCUCGUCUUAAUGUAUUUAUGUGGGUAUUUGUAGAGUUUCUUCACCAAUACUUCGGGAGAGGGAUUCAGGUCCGUGGUGACUUACAUUUCACCUAUUUAGUAUAAUCGGUCUGAGCUAGUUGAGAGAGUAGUCUUGAACAGUUGUAACAGUGGCUGGUGUUUGUAGUUUAUGUAAGGAUUAAUUAAGACAGCAAGUCGUAAAUCAUUAAUAGAGUAAAACAAACUGUGGCAUCACACAAAGAGCCGUUACACUUUAAAAAAAUAUUGAAAGUAUUUUUAAAGUAUUUAUUUCUAAUCGGCUGGCCCCACUCGAGCGCCUCGGUGGCUUGGCUGGCAGCUGGCUCGGCCGGGUGAAGCCACCUUUAGUUGGAAGCUUAGCCGCUUUGAGGAGGAGAUCUACAAAGAGGGGCUCUUGGCCAUCUUGUUUCAGAUCAAAUCCUGCAUAUAAAAACCUCGGUGAGGUUAACAUUUAUUUAUUGGCUGGGUAUCUAUCGCUCAUAUUAUUUCGGUGGGCUAUUUUUUUUUUUUUAAGUACACUCUGGCUAUCCAAAAAUAGAAAAGAAAUUAGAAGCUUAGAAGGCAAAAAAAAAUUAGAAACCCUCUGAUAGUGCUAAUUUCAUUAGGGUCUCCAUAGCAAUCCGCGCAGCAGCUGCCGCCUUCUUUGUUAUUUUUAUACUGUUGUCUUUAUACUAACCAUAAAUCAAUUUUUAGACAUCUUUGGAAGCCCGAGCUUUUCCUCUUUUUUUUUUUUUCUUUUCUUUUUUUUUUUUUUUUUU